AAAAAAAACCGAAAUUAUCGGAAUCUUCAAUUCACCCUUUUGCACAACACAUUCACAAUUUUUGAACAAGCAAUCAUCUCUGUAAUCUUUAUAUAUAACUCAUAUCUUUUCCUUUUAGGGUUUUGUUUUAACUUAGCUUUUUCUAAUGGGAGAUGAUGAUGAUCAUUGGCUGGACCCACUUCUCAUCACCGAUGUUUCUUGCCAACAAAACUACUCAUUGAUUCAAUUGGAGGGUUCAAGAAUGGGGGAUGUGGAUGAAUGUUACUCUGAUUUCACUCCUGGUCCAUCCAUGGUAAGGUUGUCUAUGGCAUCACCUGAUUUAGUUGUCUGUGAAGAAUCACCUGAUUUUCGGGGAGGAGGUAAUAAGGAUUCACUUGAACUUUUGAUGGGAGCAUCUACUGAGGUUUCAUUGGAAAAUGGCAUUAAUGGGUCUGAAAUGGGGGGAAAUCCGGAGGUAUUAACUGCUAAAAAGAUUUCAGCAGAAGAUGAAUAUACAGAAUCUUCGUUUGAGCUUUUUCCACAACCAGCAAUUGAAGACAGUCUCUUAGAAGAUGCCAUUCCAAUUAUAAGCAUUAACUCAGGAUCUGCUGAUACCAGUGUCAUUUGUGGCGAGACGAAAUUUAUAGAGGACACUUGUUUUGACGGAGGUGAUACCACAAAUGCUGAUGCGAUGAUUGGGGAUAAGCAGGAGUUCUCCCUUUAUCGGACUGCAAGAUUUGGUAACUUUUUUUAUUACUUCAGGACACCGGAGUCUGGAGUUUACAUUGUCGAUCUACAUUUUGCUGAAAUUGUUUUCACCGAAGGUCCUUCUGGGAUGAGAGUGUUUGAUGUAUUUAUUCAAGAAGAGAAGGUUAUUUCCUGCUUAGAUAUUUUUGCUCGUGUUGGCGCGAAUAGCCCUUUGGUUAUACCCGAUCUACAAAUAUUUGUCAAGGGUGAUGAGGGCUUGACAAUUAGAUUUGAAGGUGUAGUUGGAAGCCCUAUUGUAUGUGGCAUUUCUAUCAGGAAAAACUCUUCAGCAUAUAACAGAGAGCUUGAAUUGCUCACGCGAAUGGGAAUCUCUCAGACAGCGCAUUGCGUGCCUGCAAAAUGCUGUGAGGAUUAUAAGGUGGAAGGAAGCCUUUUGAACUCUAUAUCAGCAUUUGAGUGCCAGGACAUCAAUCCCGUUACAGAUAGCGAAGAUGUGUUCAAGCAAAUGGGGAUCCCUCAGAUAGCGCAUAGCGCGCCUCCAAAAUGCUUUGAGGAUUAUAAGGUGGAAGGAACCCUGUUGAACUCUAUAUCAGAAUACAAGUGUCAGGAAACCGAGAUUGAUGAAUGUCAGAAAAAUGAACUGGCUGAGACAAAGAGGAUGUUGGAGGUGCUUAAAAGGGAGAAUGAACAAAAGAGCAAAGAAUGCCAAAAGGCUUUAAAUUCUUUGCAGGAGCUCCAAAACGAGCUUAUGCGCAAAUCCAUGCACGUCGGAUCACUGGCUUUCGCUGUAGAGGGACAGGUUAAAGAGAAGAGCAGAUGGUUCUCAUCCCUGGGAGACUUGACAAGGAAAUUGAAGAUAUUGAAAUUGGAACAAAUUAAUUUAGCAGAAGAGGCAUUGUCGUAUAAGAAAUGUGUGGCAGAUAUGAAUGAAAUGAGCUCUAUAAUAAUGUCAAAAUUUACACAUCAAGCUAAAUUGAAUGAGGAUCUCAAGGUUAAAUAUGUCAACGGAGCCAAGGAAAGGAAGGAACUCUAUAACAAAAUUUUAGAGUUGAAAGGAAACAUUAGGGUGUUUUGCCGAUGCAGACCUCUGAAUAGUGAAGAAAUUGCUGAUGGGGCUUCAAUGGCAAUUGAUUUUGGAACAGACUCUGAACUAAGCGUAAAAUCUAAUGGAGCAUUGAAGAAAUCAUUUAAGUUUGAUGCUGUGUUUGGUCCGCAGGCAGACCAAGUUGAUGUUUUUGAGGAUACUGCUCCCUUUGCAACUUCAGUUCUAGAUGGUUACAAUGUAUGUAUAUUUGCUUACGGGCAGACAGGAAGUGGAAAGACUUUUACGAUGGAAGGCACAGAUGAAGCUCGUGGUGUUAAUUUUCGAACUCUUGAGGAGUUGUUUCGCAUCAUUGAGGACCGGAAAAAUCAAAUACGAUAUGAAAUUUGUGUCAGUGCCUUAGAAGUUUAUAAUGAGCAGAUUCGAGAUUUGCUUGUCCCAGGAUCACAUUCAGGAGCAGCUGCAAAAAGGCUUGAAAUAAGGCAAGUGGGUGAAGGAAUACAUCAUGUCCCUGGACUUGUUGAAGCAAGCGUAAAGAACAUGAGUGAAGUGUGGGAAGUUUUGCAGACUGGGAGUAAUGCAAGGGCAGUUGGAUCAACAAAUGCUAAUGAGCACAGUAGUCGAUCCCAUUGCAUACAUUGUGUUAUGGUGAAGGGGGAGAAUAUGUUAAAUGGGGAACGUACUAGAAGUAAAUUAUGGCUGGUAGACCUAGCAGGGAGUGAACGAGUAGCCAAAACAGAAGUUCAAGGAGAACGACUAAAGGAAACACAAAACAUUAAUAGGUCUCUUUCUGCACUUGGGGAUGUUAUAUCUUCCCUUGCAACCAAGAGUCCUCAUAUCCCUUUCAGAAAUUCAAAGCUCACUCACUUACUUCAAGACUCUCUAGGUGGAGAUUCGAAAACACUGAUGCUGGUACAAAUUAGUCCCAAUGAAAAUGACUUGAGUGAAACUCUUUGCUCUCUUAACUUUGCAAGUAGAGUAAGAGGGAUAGAGUUGGGGCCUGCAAGGAAGCAAAUUGAUAGCCCAGAGCUUCUUAGAUACAAACAAUUGGUAGAAAAGACAAAACAAGAAAUGAAGGUCAAAGAGGUACAAGCAAAAAAGAUGGAGGACACUAUCCAUGGUUUAGACAUGAAGAUGAAAGAGAAAGACCUGAAAAACAAAAACUUACAAGACAAGAUUAAGGAACUUGAAUCACAACUUUUAGUAGAGAGAAAGCUAGCCAGGCAGCAUGUGGAUACAAAAAUAGCAGAACAGCAACAGAUCAGACAACAGGUGGAAGAGACAAAUCAUGUUAUUAGGCCAUCAGUUGGCACUAGGCCAUUGGGAAUCCAAAAGUACUCAAGUGAAGGCAAAGACCAGGCACAUCUCAGCCGCCCUCUUGCUGAGUACAAUAAUUACAAAUAUCCAGCAGCUACCACCUAUCUUGAUGGUUCUUGCAAGUACAGUGAAAUGGCAGAGAAAGAAAAUAAUCCUGAGUCAGCAGAGCAAUUCCAUUUACCAAAGCGGACAGGGAGAGCAUCUAUCUGCACAAUGCAGAGGAUUCCAACUUCCUCAGCUCCAAGGAGGAACUCUCUUAUUCCUUUACCGGGAUCAGUAAAGGCGCCACCACCACUUCCAGCAUUGACACCAAUCCCUGCUAUCGACGAAGAAAACAAGGAUCUUGUUGAACCUAAGUUCAUACCUGAAGUUGAAAGUGGAAGUAAGAAGCUAACCAAUAUUUUGAGACGAAGUUUUCAGAAGAAAAUGCUGUUGAAGUCACCAAAACAACAGCAUGCCAGAAGGGGUGGUGGCGUAAAUGUAGGGAUGGAGAAGGUCAGAGUUUCCAUUGGUAGUCGAGGGAAGAUGAUGGCGCAGAGAGUAUUGAAUGGAAAUGGUAGAAGGGUAGCCAAGGACACUCCGCAGAAGCAGCAAGGCCAUAGAGAAAAGGAGCGAGGGUGGAAUACUGGCACAGCUGUGAGGGCUGCUAUAUAACCCCAGGGGAGCUUCAUCUAUUCUUUUGUUCUUUUUUCUCAUUAAACUCAAUGGAAGCAGGAGGGGCCUAUAAUUUAUGCUUUUGUAGAUACAGCUUCUUUAUCUUUGGGGGGUUUUCUUUUUCAUUCCUUUUUAAUUGACAGGGAUGAUCCUAUCAUCUGUUUGAGAUUUUCCCUUUCGGUUUUAAACAGUUAUCUUGAUACACAUUGAUCAUAUUGGAAUUAUGCAACUUUAAUCUUAUAAA
Molecule: messenger RNA, 3944 nt
Organism: Daucus carota subsp. sativus
Lineage: Eukaryota; Viridiplantae; Streptophyta; Magnoliopsida; Apiales; Apiaceae
Product: kinesin-like protein KIN-14Q
Exons: 18
Coding region: 146-3700 (1184 amino acids)
Biological process (GO): microtubule-based movement
Cellular component (GO): microtubule cytoskeleton
Molecular function (GO): microtubule binding; microtubule motor activity; ATP binding
Source: RefSeq, a predicted model, not a curated record